Malania oleifera is the source of this 513-nucleotide messenger RNA. RefSeq lists its product as uncharacterized. The transcript is spliced from 2 exons. The coding region runs from base 37 to 513 and encodes 158 amino acids. The record is from RefSeq and is a predicted model, not a curated record. Lineage: Eukaryota; Viridiplantae; Streptophyta; Magnoliopsida; Santalales; Ximeniaceae.
UCCCUCAAACCUCCAAAGGCUCACCACAAAGCCACCAUGGUCGUCUCCUUAGCUCCCGGCAAGUUCUACAGCGGCAGGCUCCCCCGGCCCCGCCUCUACGACGACGUGAAACUCAACGGGCACCGCGUCGAUCUGCCGUUGUCCGUUUUGGACCCCUUGGUCUCCUGGGCUCAUCAAGCACACUGGUCUAUGGGUGGCCUCAGCUUCACGCGCCACCGUCUCCACGGCCGCAUCGAGGGCUGCAUCAAGAAGCUCCGUGCCCAGAGCGAGGAGAUCCUGAAAAUAGAACAGGGCUGUAUCACCUCUAACGACGCCUGCCCCGGCGGUACCGGUGAAGAUGCGGCGGCUGCUGCCCGUGGAAGCGAGGUUGGCGUUCGACAGGGCAUAGCGAGGAAGAUUGGGGACCACUUCGAUCGGGUGGCUUCAGGGAGUGCGAGCGAGAGAAGAGCGAAGAGAAGCAAGAGGAGUGUAGAAUUUAGAAUAAGGAAUUUGUUUGAAAUUUUAUUUUCAUGA